Microthlaspi erraticum is the source of this 276-nucleotide messenger RNA. NCBI's taxonomy places the organism in Eukaryota, Viridiplantae, Streptophyta, Magnoliopsida, Brassicales, Brassicaceae. The record is from the annotation of a GenBank genome assembly.
AUGGCGUCCUUCGCUCGCCGAGCCAUGAAUCUUGCUCAGAUUUCAUCUGCACGUGUACCUGCCUCUGUUGGCCAGCGUCGUGGUCUCGCCGGCGCCGCUGAUCACCAUGGAUCUAACAAGGUUGACUUCUGGAAACAGCCCACGAACCCAGGAAACUGGAAAGAGGAGCAUUUUGUGCUGAUCUCGCUGUCAGGCUGGGGCUUGCUUAUCUUCAGUGGAUACAAGCUCUUCUCCGGUGGGAAAGAAGAGAAGAAGCCUGUGGAGAGUACACAAUGA